This is a messenger RNA of Mugil cephalus (flathead mullet), 1663 nucleotides long. Its product is annotated as olfactory receptor class A-like protein 1. The record is from RefSeq and is a predicted model, not a curated record. Lineage: Eukaryota; Metazoa; Chordata; Actinopteri; Mugiliformes; Mugilidae. The transcript has a single exon. Gene Ontology annotation, molecular function: pheromone receptor activity. Gene Ontology annotation, biological process: G protein-coupled receptor signaling pathway. The coding region runs from base 4 to 945 and encodes 313 amino acids. Gene Ontology annotation, cellular component: membrane.
GCCAUGGAUCUGUGUGUGACCAUCAAAGGGGUCUCCUUCCUCUUGCAAACAGGUAUGGGCAUCUUGGGCAACGCUGUGGUACUGCUGGCGUAUGCCCAUAUCAUUUGCACCGAACCCAAGAUCCUUCCCGUGGACAUGAUCCUGUGCCACCUGGCCUUCGCCAACCUGAUGCUGCUACUGACCCGCUGUGUCCCCCAGACCAUGACUGUGUUUGGGCUGACAGAUCUACUGAAUGAUCCUGGCUGUAAGGUGGUAAUCUACGCCUACCGCAUUGGCCGGGCUUUGUCCGUCUGCAUCACCUGCAUGCUCAGUGUGUUUCAGGCUGUGACCAUCGCCCCCGCCGGGCCCCGUUUGUCAAGGCUGAAACCAGCUCUCCCCUCCCUUGUCCUGCCCACCUUUGCAGGACUGUGGCUCCUCAACAUGGCCAUAUGCAUCGCAGCCCCUUUCUUCUCCAUGGCUCCACGCAAUGGCACCGUCCCUGCCUUUACCCUCAACCUGGGCUUCUGUCAUGUGGAUUUCAGAGACAGCCUGUCUUACGUGAUUAAUGGGGUGGCUGUCUCUGGGAGGGAUUUUGCAUUUGUUGCCUUGAUGGUGGCCUCCAGCGGGUACAUACUGCUGCUUCUCCACCGCCACAGCCGCCAGGUGAGAGGGAUCCGUCGGUCUCACGGCGGCGGGGCGGAGACCAGGGCGGCCAAAACCGUGGUGACCCUGGUGGUUCUCUACGUGGUGUUCUUCGGGAUUGAUAACGUGAUCUGGAUCUACAUGCUGACGGUGGCAAAGGUGUCACCAGUGGUGGCUGAUAUGAGGGUGUUCUUCUCGUCCUGCUACGCCUCUCUCAGCCCUUACUUUAUCAUUUCUUCCAACAAGAAGGUCAAGGCGAAGAUUGUGUGUGCAGCAGAGCAAGACCAACUGUCAGCGGACAGUCCAGAGUCGAAUGAGAAAUGACUCUGUGUCUGUCUUGACAGCCUGCUGACUCUUAGAUAAUUUUGAGCAUUUCAGCACAGAUGAAUGUUAAGUUAGCAAAGCAAUUGAAUCUUUAGAACGUAGCACGAGAGAGUACUGGCUUGCUGUGACCUUACAAGGCUUUCUGUUGCGUAUAGGCAGCAUAUUUAAUCAAAAAUCCUAAUUAAAAUUGUAAAUAUACAGUUAUUAUAUGUAUCUGUAUCAAGCAUUUCAAGAAUUAAUUUAUUAUUCAAUUAACUUUGUCCACUGAUGUCCACUUGUUUCAUUUAUGAUAUGAUGCAUAUUUGUGUUUUCAGCCAAAUCUUAAUUCUUAAAUCCGGCUGUCAUUUGUCCAGAGAAGUAAAUGAAAAAUAAUGGGACUUGUAGUGUAUCCACCAUAACUACUGGCAUUUUGGAAAAGGUUUAGUAGAUAAAAAAAUGUGGAGACUGAACUCAGUUUAAAAAAAAAAAAUCCGGCCCCACCUUUUCAUUGCUCACAUGUUUAUUCGACACUGAACCUAGUUUGCUUACAUAACCAUUAUUAUCAUGUCAUAUGUAUUUGUUCAGUCGUUCACUCCUGCUGCGCUCUGAUUGGCUGAAAUAUUAGACGACAACUUCUGGGUCAGUUUUUGUCCUGAGUUUCGCCUGUCAGGCAUCACUUUCCCCUUACCGAUGUAUACUUCUUAUGGAAAACGUAUACUAACAAACGUAUACAUUAACG